Molecule: messenger RNA, 3899 nt
Organism: Solea senegalensis (Senegalese sole)
Lineage: Eukaryota; Metazoa; Chordata; Actinopteri; Pleuronectiformes; Soleidae
Gene: nat16
Product: N-acetyltransferase 16
Exons: 6
Coding region: 400-1413 (337 amino acids)
Molecular function (GO): acyltransferase activity, transferring groups other than amino-acyl groups
Source: RefSeq, a predicted model, not a curated record
ACGUUGAACUGGGAGAGGCGGGGCUUGUGGCUUGCCUUAAGUCUGCCGUGCAUCACACAGAGAGCCUGUCCGUCUUUCUUCCAUUCAUCACCGGAACCGUGGAGCUCGUGCACCCGCACCAUCCUGUUCUCCUCUCCUCCUCCGAUCACCGGCACCGACCCCAAGGACACAACAGCCGAGCCUCCGGCCAUCACCCUCGGCCGGGCUGCGUUGGAUAAAUGACAUGGAGCCUGCUAUCGCACAACAGGGUGAUAUGCUUAUGUGUUUGCGUCAGCAUGGAGUCCACUGGCAUGAAGCACUGGAGCCAAGGAUCUUCCCUGGAGACAUGAAUGAUUUUGAUGUCCAUGUUCUCAUCACUUGACCAACAGGAAAAUCUUCCCGAAGACAUGUUGAUUCAAAAUGAAGAUUGAUACCAGCCUGACUAUGCCCCAGCUGCCCGAGACCCUGUCCCAGGCUGGCCUACAGUUCACUGUGGCCACUGAGGAGGACUUUGAUGACAUCAUGGCUAUGAGUCAGGACAUCUACGGAGGCCUUGACUACUUGCCCACCAGAUACACCAGCUGGCUGCAGGAGACGAACCGUAUAGUCAUACUGGCUCGCAAACAUGGCAAAGUGAUUGCCCUGGAGUCGGUGUGUGUGAUCGAUGAUGGGGACACCAUGCUGGUGGAGGGUCUGCGUGUUGCCCCUCAGGAAAGAGGCAAAGGCGUGGCCGGGGUUCUGCUGCGCUUCUGCAACGAGCUGGUCAAGUUCAAGUACCCAGAGGUCAAAGUGUGUCGCCUGACCCGCGAUGAUCAGCUCGGGCCAAAGGACUUCCAGAAGUAUCGCCUCAUAACCAAGCAGGGUAUUCUACUCGUGCGCUUCAGAGCUGAAGACCUGAAACUCCGUCUGUCUGAGCUUGGUGUGGUUGGAGAUAUCCAGUCCUCUUUGCCCACCUCCUCCCCUAAAUGUCCCCCGGUGCGUCUGGACCACACAGCUAUCCACCGGCUGUAUCUGACCACUGAGCUGAUGCAGGGUGUGCUACCUAAUUCUACCAUUAUUCAAGACUGGCAGCCAUUCAAACCCUUGCCCAGUAACAUGGCCAUUCUACUGAAGAAGGACAUCGACUGGAUGGUGGACGAUGUGUCCAACCCUGCUGUGGCCAGUCUCUGCACCUUCCCUUUCAGGGUGCCCAUCGGCGAUGACUGGUAUUACCUGAAUAUUGACAUGUUCGGUAAAAACCUGGACCUGGUCCAGCAGCAGUUCCUAAGCCACCUGCAGUGCCACACUACUUCCCUGAAGGGUCACGUGAUGUGCCAGAUGUUCCUGGACCCACUGCUGUGGAAGCCCAUGGCCGAGUUCUGCCAAAAGAUCCUGAACGUGGAGCUGGUGAAGGAGUACACCGAGCAGUGUGUGGUGGAGUCAGAUGUCAUCUAGUUACUGGAGGUGGAUGGAGAGGAGAGGAAGAUGAGAAAGAAACCAGAAAGGAAUUAAGACAAGGGUCUACACAACAAUGAAUGGACACAACUCAAUUACACUUAACAGAAAAACACAGCCCUCUUUACUGAGGAGAAAGAUACCAAGCAAACAAAGCGUAGUCUCUAACAUCUAUAACAAUGCAGAGUUCACCUUAAUAGUACACAACAAAUACGCAGCGUGGACAUAAAAUCACAAACAGGUCUUGUAAUCAGCAAUCUAUUUUUUUAAUUAAUACAACUUCUAAUUUAUUUUUAAUUACCAUUUUUAAGGCUGUAUUUUUGACUGAUCUGUCCACUCAGUAAAAAAGAGGGAGUAUUCACUACAGGUAAUUAUCUGAAACACUUUCAUUAGUCUUUAGGGGUGAGAAUUUGGACCUAAUAGAAUCUGAAUAGACCAUAUGGUCAUGUGGUUGAGCCAUAGUGUUGGGGUCAACCGAAGAAGCGUGAAAGGUCAUUUGUAUGUGUUUUGGUCCGAAACAUCAUGGACCUUAAUUACAGUCUAAAUUCCAUUUGUUGAAUUUAUACACUUUUCAUUUAUUUGAAGUAUCAUUUUUAAGGCUUUAGUUUUGAGUUGAGCCCAGUAAAAAAGGAGCGGAUAUUCAGUACAAAGAAGUAGUAGAAACACUUUACGAAAGGUUUAUGGUUGAAACAAACAUAGCAGCGUGAAAGUAAAUUUACUCCUGAAUUCAAAACAUCAUCAUCAUCCUUCGCCAAAAAUACAAUUUGUUGAUUUGAUAGAACUUUUCAUUGAUUUAAAGUAUAUGCACCCAGUUUUGAGGUGUAUUUAAUAUCUGUGCGCCCAGUAUAAAGACAGUCUUUAUACUGUCGUCUUUAUGGGUGAAAACCAGAGUGUUGUGGUCAACCAGCUUGAAAGUCAUUUUACUGAAGGGGACACAUUUUGGUCCAAAACAUCAUGGACCCUAUUGCACUGCAAACUGUAGCCUUAAAAAUGCUCAUACAUUUGGAUCAUCAUCCACACGACUUUACUUGAAUUGAAGUUUAGACUCAACUGAUUGCAUGUGUUUUUGAUUUUUUGUUCACCUCUGUACAUUAAUGGAAUGGUAUUGAGGGCGGUGAGCCUCGGGAAGCGUUCUCACACUAAUGCAGAGAUGAAACCUCAGAAAGAGGGAGGGAAAAAAAAUAAUCGAAAUCUUUGAGGAAACAAACGUAGUUCUCUUACAUCACCUCAACUCUUCCAUCUCUGUUCUUUCUGUAAAUAUAUAAUGAAAAAAAAUAUGUACACAAGCUGAGUUAGCGGGUUACUAAAUCUGCACACCUCUGGGGGCACUUUAUUAAAACUAUACACACAGGUUGUGUCAGAGUUCGAAUGAGAACGAAUAGUUCAGGAUCAAAUAGGGAUCACUGACAGAUCCCGUCACUCAGUUACCCAACAUCAACAAUAAUUAAAGCUUAUUAGUAAAAAUGAACAUGCUCAUUCACAAAAUGGCUUAUAAAUAAUCCUUCCUCAUGUCUUAGAGUUAGUCUUUUUUAUUAUCAUUUUAUUAUUAUUAUUAUUAUUAUUAUUAUUAUUGUUGUUGUUAAGUAACUAAUUCAAUCUUUUUACAUGAAUGCUGCAAAACAUAAUGUUUUAUGUAUAAUCUAGGCUUAAGUUUGUAAACGGCUGAAGCCAAACAAAAUGCUAGAGCUUGGAAUUGUUUAACAGACGACUGUGAGCUCUGACGACUUCAGUGAACACCAAGUUCUGUAUUUAGCUGUGUGUCACACUACACUAGACAUUAGAAAGACAUUCGUCAAGGAUGAUAUUCUGCACAACUGGCAUCACAGUACAAAACACUGUAGUUAAUGAUCUAAUUAACUUAAUUACUAACAUAAUCUAUUAUAUGUCAAAAAUUGUCUAAAUGGCUAACUUAUAACACUUUAUUGUAAAAUUGAUGCAGCUGCAAGUUCUUAUUUUCUACCUAUAUAAACGUCUGAAAACAUUUUCAAUGCAUUUUGUAUUUUCAGCAUUUGUAUGAUUGGUAACGAAUGGAGCCUACUUUAAAAUAAAUUUGAAUUUGAUUUCUGACGCAUUCCACUAGCCGGGAAUAUGACAUUUACAUUCAUAGUUGACUGUUUGAAUGAUUUAUAAGCAUAAGUGCUUUUAUGGCAUGUCCUAAUCCACUAUUGUCUGUUGAGUUUAUCAUUGUUUUUAACAAAUUUAACCUGAUAUUUAUUUGCCCCGAUAACCAUCAAUAAAUACAUUUGUCUGGAAAGAAAAGAAACAUAUCUUGUCUGUAGUUCGAGCAAUAUUUUAAGAAACACUAACUAUAAUUAAGUUCUGUCGUACCUGCGGUUCAUUAUGGUCAUGGUCAUGUGUUAGAGAGCAGACAGGAGGGGGUGGGAUCAGCUGCAGUGUAGCCUGGUAUUGCAACCUUUUCCAGACUCCUACUGCACCACAUUGUUUUCUUUGUUUCCCAAACAACUUUAUUUAUUGAUGGCUAUCUG